Molecule: messenger RNA, 1243 nt
Organism: Parasteatoda tepidariorum (common house spider)
Lineage: Eukaryota; Metazoa; Arthropoda; Arachnida; Araneae; Theridiidae
Gene: Rfk
Product: Riboflavin kinase
Biological process (GO): riboflavin biosynthetic process; FMN biosynthetic process
Cellular component (GO): mitochondrion
Molecular function (GO): riboflavin kinase activity
Source: RefSeq, a predicted model, not a curated record
AAAAAACAUUUAUUACGUAAUCAGUAGGAAGUAAACAGUAGCAGAAAAGAUUACAAGAAACAUUUAUUCUCUGUUCCAUUGAUUACCGGCAUCAAAUUAUCUCUGGAAACGACAUGUAAUCGUAUAUCUACCUGAAAAAGAUUAAAAACGUGACGUUUACAUUCCAUUUUCUCUUUUCAAAGAAUCCAGUGCGGUAUUCGCUGCCAUCGAUCUGAAACAAGACGGCGUGGAACAUCAUUCGAUUUCCCUUAAAAAUGUUUUCUACAAUACCAAAUGGGUAUCACAAAGUUCUUCCCCAUUUCUUAGAAGGGGUUGUUUGUAAAGGAUUUGGCCGAGGAAGUAAAGAAUUAGGAAUUCCAACCGCUAAUUUCGAUCACAAAGUGAUUCAGAACUUACCCUCUGAAUUAGACUGUGGCAUUUAUUAUGGUUUGGCUAAUGUCAACAAUGGACCGAUAUACAAAGCUGUUUUGAGUAUAGGCUGGAAUCCUUUCUAUCAGAAUGAUAAAAAAUCAGUGGAAACUCAUAUUUUGCAUGAUUUUGAUGGUGAUUUCUACGGAGCGAAGCUGAAAGUUGCGAUUUUAGGUCACAUACGACCUGAACGUGAUUUCUUGUCUUUGGAUGAUUUGAUUGCUGAAAUCAAGAAUGAUAUUAAAAUUGCUGAUGAGAAAUUAGAAUUAAAUGAAAUCUCUAAGUAUAGAACUCAUCAGUUUUUUCAAGUGGCUAAUGGUGACAUUAAUUUAUAGAAAUUGAUUAAUAAUAUAUUCAUGUAUAGGUUAAGUACUUAUGUCUGGUGGUAAUGUUAAGUUGAUGAUUGAAUUCUUAACUAUUCUUCAUUAUCUAUAAAGAAUGUGUAGUGAAACUUUGCGAUCUGACCAUUUAGAAUGGAACUUAUUUCUUGUAUUAUUUUUAUUUAAUGUCUAUUUUUUAAUGUUUAUUUUGUAAACAGUAUUUUAUUCUGGUUAGGUAUAUUGUUUGUGAAGCACUUAGUUUACACCUGUUUAUUAUUUUACUUUAAAUGCAGUUUUAUGAAGUGCUGUUAAGUUGGAAAGUUAAUUCUAGUAAUUUAAUUUUUUAAAUUUUCGUUCAAGUAAAAUUAAUGUUCUUAACAAAUACUUAAUAUUAUUGUAUUUUUUUUUUUAAUGUUUAAAUUUUAUUAUUGAAUUGAUAAAGUAUGCAAUGUUAUUAAAAAAUGUAAUUCAUACAAUAGAAUGACUUUUCUAGCAUAAAAUUUGUAUUAGAGUUU